AUGCCUAUCAGGAAGGGUGAUGAGGUGCAAAUUGUUCGCGGAGAACGCAAAGAAGCAAACUCGGCGAAAGUUAUUAAAGUGUAUAGAAAAAAGUUCGUUAUCCACGUCGAACGCGUACAGUGCCGUAAGAGUAAUGGCGCUUAUGUUCCUAUUGGCAUCCACCCCUCAAACGUCGUAAUUUGCAAAUUGAAGUUGGGGAAGGACCGAAAGGACCUUUUGGAAAGGAAAGCUGCAGCCAAACUCGCCGGCCAGGACAAGAACAAGUACACCGAAGAGGUUCUGGAUGCGUAA
Messenger RNA from Dibothriocephalus latus, 291 nucleotides. Lineage: Eukaryota; Metazoa; Platyhelminthes; Cestoda; Diphyllobothriidea; Diphyllobothriidae. The record is from the annotation of a GenBank genome assembly.